This is a messenger RNA of Xenopus laevis (African clawed frog), 2597 nucleotides long. It is a transcript of the gene lmod1.S, whose product is annotated as leiomodin 1 S homeolog. The record is from RefSeq and is a predicted model, not a curated record. Gene Ontology annotation, biological process: actin filament organization; muscle contraction; myofibril assembly. The coding region runs from base 359 to 1996 and encodes 545 amino acids. The transcript is spliced from 3 exons. Gene Ontology annotation, molecular function: actin binding; tropomyosin binding. NCBI's taxonomy places the organism in Eukaryota, Metazoa, Chordata, Amphibia, Anura, Pipidae. Gene Ontology annotation, cellular component: myofibril; striated muscle thin filament; cytoskeleton.
AUUUCCAUAAAAAGCUAUGAUCCCUUGCUCUAAAUUUGGGCAUGAGCUGAACCUUGAAAGGAAUGUCCUGAACCAGAGCCCCGGGGGGAAAUGGAACCGUGCGUCCCGCCCCAACAACGAAUCAUUUGGGCUCCAGGAGGCGGUAAAGAUGCGCUGUGCUUCAUAAUAGCGCGCACAAUCCUCUGGGUGAGGGCUGGCACCUGCGGGAAUCGCUAUCCUCCCAUAAAAACAGCUACCCCCGGAAUUUCUUUUUAGCUGGGAAAUUGUUUAGUAGCCACUAGUAGCCUAUCGAUUCUCCCUCGCUUUUAGCUGGACUGUAUAGUAUUGACCCUGCACUUGCCGCUCAUUAUCCUUAAUCAUGUCCCGAGUGGCAAAGUUCCGGCGCCAGGUGAGCGAAGACCCGGAUAUUGACAAUUUGUUGUCCACUUUGUCCCCGGAGGAGAUGGAGCAGCUGCAGAAAGAGCUCGAUGCUGGGGACCCAGAUGCAGGAGUGUCGGCUGGGCUGAGGCGAGAUCAGACAGAGAGGGCAUCCUGCCAGUUGGAAGCGGAGAGAGAAAGAGAGAACAAGAAGUUGGCCCAAAGGCAAGCAACAACUGAAAAGGAAAAAUCUACAGGGAAGGUUAAGGAGAAAAAAGUUGAAGAAGACAGCAAAGAGUCUCGUACUAAAGACCAAAACAAGACAAAACUGGAAGAGCCAAAAGACACCAAAACCCAGAAGACUGACCUCAAAAAAGAAACACCAAGACCAAAAGAUGAUCGUGUUUCCAAGAUGAGAGAGAGAUUCAGACAAGACAAGAACAGCAGCACAUUGGACAAAGAAAAGCCUGAAAAAAAAUUAUCUAAAAAACCCAGUCAAGAGAAAGUCACAAAAACGACAGAGAAAGAAAACACAGAAUUAAAAGUUGAGAAAGAAGUCAAAGAUAUAAAGAGAGAGGCAGAAGAAAAGCCUCCAGAAAAAUGCCAGGUUCCAGAAAAAUCUCCAAAAAAGACAGAGAAAGUCGAGGGUCUGUCAAAUGAUAACAAGGUAACAGGGAAGAAGCUGCCAAAUGAGGAGAAGAAGAGUUUGCAACAGGAACAGCUCGACAAGAAGCCUGAAAAUGGAACACAGAAUCAGACAGAAGAGAACAAAGAAGACGAGUCAUCCAGUAUUUUUGAAGAGCUUAUGGAAAAGGUCAAAAAUAAUGAUCCUGAAACAACAGAAUUAAACCUUAACAACUCUGACUGCAUCACUAUUGAGACAAUAAUGGGCUUUACAGAGGCCCUGGAGUUUAACACAGUGGUUAAGGUGUUCUCUUUGGCCAAUACCCGGGCUGAUGAUCACAUAGCUUUGGCCAUUGCUGCCAUGCUAAAGUCGAAUAAGCUCAUCACAAGUAUCAAUCUGGACUCCAAUCACAUCACAGGCAAAGGUAUCUUGGCCAUCUUCAGAGCCCUUCAACACAAUGACACACUGACAGAGUUGCGCUUCCACAAUCAACGGCACAUCUGCGGGGGGAAAACUGAGAUGGAGAUUGCUAAGAUUCUUAAAGAAAAUACCACAUUGUUAAAGCUAGGGUACCACUUUGAGCUUGCAGGGCCCCGUAUGACUGUCACAAAUUUGCUGAGUCGCAAUAUGGACAAACAGAGGCAGCGCAGGCAAGCAGAACGAGCUGCACAGGCAGCAGAAAAUAAGAAGACAAAUUGCCUUGAAGUGCCAAAAAUAAACACAAUUCAGAAAACUAGCCCAAAGCCUUCGCCACAGCCCUCUCCUAUGAAUUCUCUAAAAAGAACUUCCAAAAAAAAUGAGGUGCCUGCUCCCCCUCCACCUCCUCCGCCCCUUGCUCCCCUUGCACCACCUCUUGAGAAUAUUAGAAAUUCACUGUCUCCUGCCUCCCAAAGAAGAGUAGUGGAGAAAACAGGACCUUCAGAGAAAAACUCUAGGGAUCAGCUCUUGGAGUCCAUCAGAUCCAGCAAUGUGAAACAGCUUAAGAAAGUGGAAGUGCCUAAAUGGCUGAAGUAAAAAGCAUUAUCCUGUGUCUCACCUCACUACCACACCAUGGAUCUUAGAUUGCUGGCUUAAUAAAUCCUGGCAUAUUGAGGCAGUAUUUUGGACUUGGGUUGCUGAGGGAUCCAUUGCCAUAAAGGAAAGAGAUCGCCAUGUUUAUUUUGGUUAUUAUCUUCCAAAACCGGCUUACUGCAGCAGCACUUUCUUAACUGCACAUGAAGUCUUAUUUAUCCAAAAUGUCAUUACCAUCCUUUAUUCAGGAUUAUCAGUUUAUCAGUGACGCACUGUGCAACAUGGUUCACUACUUCAUCAUUAAUCCAUUCAGAGAAGCUAUUUUAACUAUGUAAUUCACCAGAUGAAUUUAAGGACUGACAGUUGUUUUUUUUUUUUUAAGUAAUAACCAAAAAAAAAAAAUAAAGCUGUGUUUGCAAAGUGAGCACUCUACCCACACAGUUUAUUUUCUUCUGUGGGUUAAGAUGUAUGAUGGAUACUACGUGCCGCUUCUCGGAGAAAUUAAAUUUACACAGAAUAUAUAUUACAAUUGUUGUUAUUUUAUUGUUCAAAAGCAACUGUCUCACAGUUUCAAGAGCUUAAUAAACAUAAAUAAUUGUCUGAA